Messenger RNA from Saccharomyces kudriavzevii IFO 1802, 408 nucleotides. It is a transcript of the gene RIM1, whose product is annotated as Rim1p. The transcript has 2 exons. Gene Ontology annotation, biological process: DNA replication. Bases 1 to 408 code for a protein of 135 amino acids. Lineage: Eukaryota; Fungi; Ascomycota; Saccharomycetes; Saccharomycetales; Saccharomycetaceae. Gene Ontology annotation, molecular function: single-stranded DNA binding. The record is from RefSeq and is a predicted model, not a curated record.
AUGUUUUUACGUACACAAUCCCGUUUUUUCCAUGCUACCGCCAAGAAGAUGGAUUUCUCCAAGAUGUCUAUCGUCGGUCGUAUUGGUUCCGAAUUCACUGAACAUACCUCUGCCAAUAACAAUCGUUAUUUGAAGUAUAGUAUCGCUUCACAACCAAGAAGGGAGGGACAAACCAAUUGGUACAACGUCACCGUGUUUAAUGAACCACAAAUCAACUUCUUGACAGAAUAUGUCAGAAAAGGUGCUUUAGUAUAUGUUGAGGCCGAUGCUGCUAACUACGUCUUUGAAAGAGAUGACGGCUCCAAGGGCACUACUUUAAGCUUAGUCCAAAAGGACAUCAACUUGUUGAAAAACGGGAAGAAAAUAGAAGAUGCUGAGGGUCAGGAAGAUGCUGCUUCUUCUGAAUAA